Molecule: messenger RNA, 825 nt
Organism: Sphaeroforma arctica JP610
Lineage: Eukaryota; Ichthyosporea; Ichthyophonida
Exons: 2
Coding region: 1-825 (274 amino acids)
Source: RefSeq, a predicted model, not a curated record
AUGGUUUUUCCGCUUCAACCCAACACGCGCAACUACAACCAACCGAAACUCCAGUUACACUCCCAUGUGGAACUCAUCGAAACCACAGCCAACACGUUCUUACAGAAUGGUACUGAGAUUACCGGACCACCUAAGUGGCGGUAUGUCUGCGUUGCUCGCGCAGGUAGCACUAAGCACGUGGUUCCACCAAUAACAGCACUAUUAGACGCCGAAGCAAAAUGCAUACUUCGUCCACGCGCGCUUACAUUCUGCAACCCUUGCUUCGUGGGGAAAUGCGAUGAUGUCCAGUCUCACGCACAACCAAAGACGAGAGCACGCUACCACCCGUCGGUACAGUUUUCCACGUUGACCUCCACGCGGGUUUGCCAACGUCCCCAACAGGCUACACAUGCAAUAUUAAAUAUGUCGAUGCCAAUAACGGACAACCUUUUGUAUACCCACUCAGACAUAAAGACGAUGCCACUGCAACAUUGGACGAUGCGACGACGACCAGUCUCACGCACAACCAAAGACGAGAGCACGCUACCACCCGUCGGUACAGUUUUCCACGUUGACCUCCACGCGGUUUUCCACGUUGACCUCCACGCGGGUUUGCCAACGUCCCCAACAGGCUACACAUGCAAUAUUAAAUAUGUCGAUGCCAAUAACGGACAACCAUUUGUAUACCCACUCAGACAUAAAGACGAUGCCACUGCAACAUUGGACGUCUUCUACACAGACAUAGGAAAAGACUACCUUGCGAACCUUAGGGAACUCAAAUGUGAUCGCGGUGGGGAGUUUGUCUCCAAAGAAUUCAGGUCAACACAUUACAGCAUAUCAAGGUGA